AUGGAGACCUCGCCGGACAGACAAUGCCACUCUGAGGGCUACAUGGCGGCUUACCAGCACUUUGCCACCCAGGCCAUCCACACAGGGCAGGAGCCUGAGCAGUGGUCCUCCAUGGCAGUGGUUCCCCCCAUCUCCUUAUCUACCACCUUCAAACAGAAUGCCCCUGGGGAGUACACGGUAAGAGGGGCAGAGCUGGGAUAUCACUACCCUGGGCUCUUGUGGGUAUCACUCCUACUCCCAUCAUUCUCUGCCAGAUGAAACCAAACCUCACGUUCACUCCUAUUCCCAUCAUUCUCAGCCAGUUGAAACCAAACCUCACUUUCACUUCUACUUCCAUCAUUCUCGGCCAAAUGUAUCCCAGCAACCUUACUUUUACUACUACUACCAUCAUUCUCAGCUAGCUCCCAGCCUUACUUUCACUCCUUCUCCUAUAAUUCUCAGCCAAAUGUGGCCCCGUCUUACUUUCAUUCCUACUUCUAUCACUCUCAGCCAGAUGUAUUAUAUGGUAAGAGCUGGUAUUCCACAAAUCAGCUGCUGUAGAACCUCCUGGAGACACACAGGUACAAACACAAGAUGUUCUGCAGCAGCAGGUUUUUGCGGAUAUACUGGCAUAAUGAUGAUGGUGGUGGUGGUGGAAACUUGGAAAAGGGGGGAGUGAGGACAAUGGGAAAUCCCAGUAGGUUCCACAUCAAUCUGCACUGGUCUGUGUCCCUCCCAACAUAGAGGGGCUCAUUCACAAAGCAGCAUCUGAUGCAAUAUUGCAUGUGGAACCUGCUCAAUACAAAUGCUUAGUCAUUGUAAGUGUGCAGUCUCCCUGCCUAGUGAGUGACAGCUUGUAGUGAGGGACUUGGGACCAAGCAUCUGUAAAUCCAGAACUGCUACAGCCAUGAAUCAUUGCUUUUAUGGGAAAAUACAUUGUAUCGCCCUUUAAUAAAAAAAGAAAGAAAAUUAGGGCUCAGCAGAAAAUUGUGAUAAACCAGAUAAUAACUGAGAUAAAUCAGGAGACUCAGUAAUUGAGAGAAAUCAAAGGGGACUAUUUUUUGGCACAGAAAGCCUGGCCAUUUGAAUAGAUGUUACACAUUUCUGGCUGCUCUGUGUGCAUUUAUUACAUAUAUACUGCUGGACCCAAGAUUUCAAAUCAAUCAUUUACCUGCACUAACUUCUUAAUAACCUGUAACAAUUCAUCUUUAUCUUUUUAAGAUUGCACAGCUCAUCUCUUGGUACAAUCAUCUCCUAGCAAAUAAAUUAAUUAUAUGUUUAUUUAACCCCUUAAGGACACAUGACAUGUGUGACAUGUCAUGAUUCCCUUUUAUUCCAGAAGUUUGGUCCUUAAGCGGUUAAAGGGAUUUUUUUUUUAAAAUUUGCAUCCAGCUGUUGUGGACUGCAAACACCAUCACACAUAGCCAGCCUAGGGGAAUCUCAGGAUACUAGGAUACUCAAGUUUAGUUUUUGUGUGUGUUUUUUUUGUUCCCCUCUUCCCUUCAGAGAUAAAGUACAUGGUUUUUUUUUUUUUUUUUUUUGGAGAAGUUACAUAUUGGUUUUGGAACAACCUGGUAGUCAUGGGUUGUGUCUUAAAAAUAAAUAAAUAUUCUCUCUCUAGGAAAAUUCCCCAACUGGGCUAUUGAAUCCUAAGUUUUUUUGUAGUUUGGUGACCUGGUUGUAAACUACUAUGUUUAAGAAUAUGGAAAUAUUGCUUUAUAUACUUUUACAUAAAACUAAUGUCAAUAAUACAAUUAUUCAUAAACAAAUAAGUUUAACAUUGUAUUAUAUCCCUGAGUUAUUUGCUAAACAAGGAACUAUAGAGUAUUGACAAUAGAAAUAUAAUUUUUAAUUCAAAGUCACUGAAUUAGCAAAAAAAAUUAGAACGCUGCAUUUUAUUCCAGCCUGGCUUUUUUUUUGGUCAAAAAUCUGUAAUUCUUGUCAGGUCUCCAAAUCCCAGAUCGUGGUUAAUAAAUCCCAGUUAUCACGUGACGAAUCACACCAAAUCAUGCGUGGUUUUAUAUUGGCUGCAUAACGUGGGAAUAUUCCUUGCUGAGACUGUAAACUUGUUUUGGACUGAUCUGCCCCCCGGCUUGAAAAUCCAUGAUCCAGAUACCAGCAGGAUAACAGGACAUUAAUAAUGACAGCGUUUAAAAAAAAAUAAUUUAAAAAAUUUAAAAAAACAUUCUUGAAUAGUAAAGGAAUGUAUGUUUGAUUUUUUUAAACUGCAAUAAAACAUUUUGAAAUUCCAAGAUUCUGAAAAUAUUGUUUACGUUUUGUUUUUUUUUCGUACUAGGGAUAUGAAUAUAGCCGCAGUGGAAAUCCCACCAGAAAUUGCCUGGAAAAAGCCGUGGCUGCCUUGGAUGGAGCCAAAUACUGUAGGUUGCCUUUGGUUCAUUGCUGUACAUUAAAGGGUUACGCCGAGCUUCAUAAUCCCUGCAGCCCUCUGUAGUGGUUAUGCCAGGAGUACCCUGGCGCCGUUGAGCCCCAGCGUAAUUUGCAGAGCCGCAGAAGCAGGGUGUUGAUCUUGCCUCCCAUCCAUUGGUUGAGAGCAUCAGCUGACCCCUCUCAGCCAAUGAAUGACGUUCUGUGCAUAUAAAUAUGCACAGAAUUGACAUUAGCCAGCCCAGGGUGGCUAAUGACACCCCAGUGACACUGCUAGAGGUGAAGUUGCAUCUCAGUAGCAGAGCUCUGUGUGUGCAGCAUUUCACAGUCGAAAGCUGCACAAACAAACCCCAGGCACCAUGACCACUUCAUAUCACUAAAAUGGUCAUGGUUCUUGUAGUAACCCUUUGAUAUUCUGUACAUUAGUGUGCAAUGGAACAUAUUGACAUUCCUGGUUAAAUGGUGACAGCAUUGAUGAGUUUGUAUUAAGCUUGCCUAAUAGUUUAUUUUUUAAUUUUUGUUUGUUUGUUUUUACUUUCUACAGGCUUGGCCUAUGCAUCUGGCCUGGCUGCAACAUUGAAUGUUGCUCAUCUGCUGAAAUCCGGGGAUCAGAUAAUCUGUACAAGUGAUGUGUAUGGAGGUAAAGGAAUAUUUUAUUAUAGAAAGAAUAUUUUUGAGAAAUAAAUUCCUUAUUAUCAGAUACUGUUGCUGCUACGUAAACCUUUGCACAGGGGUGAUAAUCCUCUUGAUAAUGCAGUCAUAAAAUUAUAGCUGAAUACGUAGAUUUUAUUUUUUAUUUUUUUUCCUACAGGUACAAAUCGAUAUUUUAAUAAGAUCGCCUCCGAAAUGGGUUUAAAAAUAGCUUUUGCUGAUUGCUCGGAUCUAAAAUGUCUGGAAGCAGCGAUUACAUCUGAUACCAAGGUAAAGUAAGAAAAUGAUUUGAUGGAUUAUAAAAAAACCAAAAAAAACCCCAAAUUAAUUUAGGGCCAUUCUGCGGUCAAGAAGGAAUUUUUUUUCCUAGCUUGAUGCAAAAUUGGAAGCGCUUCAGACUAGGUUUUUUGCCUUCUUUUGGAUCAACAGCAAAAAACAAAUGUGAGGAAGGCUGAACUUGAUGGACGCAGGUCUCUUUUCAGCUAUAAUUUGCUGCACUUCUGAGUUUAGUGGUCACUAUGGUUUAAAUUGUAUAUUGUCAUUUUAUUUCUAUUUGUGCUUAAUUUGUCAGUCUGGUUAGAAUGGUACUCUACAGAAAAUGUUGUAGAUGUGUGGAAUAGCCAUCCAGAGGCAUUAGCAAAAAAAAAACCAAUAAUGUAAAUAUACUGAUAAAUGUGUGGGAUGUACUCUACUCUUAAAACCAAAUAAUGAAAAUCUUUUCUGAUGCUCCACUAUGGAGAGGUGAGAUUAGCCAAUCUAUUUGUUUUGUUGUUUUUAUGAAUCCAACAACAAGUUAUACAUUUUUCUAUAUUCUAGCUGGUGUGGAUUGAGACUCCUACCAACCCCACGUUAACGGUUAUUGAUAUCCAGGGCUGUGCGGAUAUUGUUCACAAACAUAAGGAUGUUAUCUUGGCGGUUGAUAACACUUUCAUGUCUGCGUAUUUCCAGGUAAGCAAAGCAUUUAUAUUGACCAGCCUUUGCACGUAGUUUGUACAUGGGAAAACACUUAUACAAGAGGCAUAAGAAUGUUAUGGAGACUCAGUGUAGGAGAAUAUAUUUGCCAUCAUAUUUUUUUUUAAUAAUUAAUCAUGUACUUCAGAUUUUUUUUUUUUUUUUUUUGUCUGGUAUAAAAAAUAAAAAAUUAGUUAGAAUUUUUAGAACGCCAGUAACACAAUGCACAGAGACUGCGGCUGGGAACGUCCGUUUACCAAAAACUUUGGAUAUGUUGUAUAAAAUGUAUAUACUUUUCCAAGUUUGAAAGAAUAGAAUCAUUUUUAGGAUUGUUUUCUAGUGAAUACUCCUAAAGUUAUUCGUUAUUAUUCUUCCUUUUAGCGUCCCUUGUCCUUGGGGGCUGACAUUUGCAUGUACUCUGCAACCAAAUAUAUGAACGGUAAGAUGCAAGUCAACUACAAUUAUGCUGGGGAUUCCCCCUCUCCCCCCCCUUUUUCUGUAGAUAAAUUUAGCUCCAUAAACAUCCUCCCAAGCUGCAGUAUAUUAAAAAAUAUAUAUGUAUUUUUUUUAUAAUUAUUGCUAUACAUUGUUAUCACUUUGGUUUUUGGGAGUUGUAGCUUUGCUGUAGUUAUGGUCCUCAUAGUGGGUUAUUCACUGAAGUGCGUAGUAAAUUCAAGGUAAUAAAUAGCUGACCUAGAAAUAUUGUCUAAGUUCCAUAUGCUUUGAAGCCUCACUUUGGUAAAUAUCUCCGAUAGUGUGAGAUGUAACCUAUUCAGGCUGAUAUAUAUAUAUAUAUAUAUAUAUAUAUAUAUAUAUAUAUAUAUAUCUAUCUCUGCAAACCCCUAUAUCCAUUUUGCACCUUUUGAAUCCAGAAGAAUGGUCACUUUAUCUUAUUUGUUUUAAUUUUUUGUUUUAUAAUUUGUUGACAUAUAUGUUGCUGAGCUGCUCAAGAACCGCGCAAAACAAAUUUAAAAUCACCCCAAAUGCUCCGGAAUGUAGACUCUUCAAGCCUACAACUCCUUCUUUAAUUGUACUUCGUAAAACUUCCCAUAAAAGAAAAAAGUGUAUUAAACUAUGUAGUCUUGUGGAUACAAUCUAUUGACAGAAUUAGCCUCGUCUUAACCUCCUAUGUCAUGGAAUGCUUUUACAAAGUACAAAUAAAGCCGGAGUUUUAUCCUUGAAGAGUCUAUGCAUUUGGAUUUUGGAGUCCGCUUGGCACCUGUCGUGGUGCAAGUUUGUUUACCUCUGAUUACCUAUAUACUCCUGGGGUAUUGGAAAACGAUUAAAGCACCAAACCUGUCAGGCAGGUGAGGCGAGAGAGAGAAUUUUACAAUGUGUUAUUUUGUCAAACAAAUAGAAUAGAAACGAGGUGUGGAGAGCCCUAUUCAUACAAGCUUAUAAUUUUUAUAAAUAUUCUGUAACCCAUUUUUAGAUGUGUUCUGUCAGUCAACACUGUUUUGUUUGUCCUUUUCUAAAUGGUAUAUUUUGUAAAGUGGAAAAAUAAUUAUUUUAAAUAUUUUUAGGUCACACUGAUGUCGUUAUGGGUUUAGUUUCUGUUAAUUGCGACAAGCUAUACGAACGACUGAAAUUCCUUCAAAAUGGUGAGCGAGCGUUGUUUUAAUAAAUUUGUUUUUUUGACUGUGCCCAUUUGACAGUGGCAUCUUCAAUACAAUCAGCAACCCUUGUUUCUGUUCCAGCACUAUUCUGUAUUGCAAAAAUGGGACAUGCAGCUUUCAACUUCUAAAAUAAAAACACUCACACAAAAAACACCUUCUUGCAUUUGUACCAUACCUACUAAAAUGUAACAAUAGUAUUGCUAUAUGUUUUAAAUGAGUAGCUCUGUAACCAAAUUGCAUUGUUUGUGCUCCAGGGCAUACUUCGAAAGUAGACACCAACGAGUGUGACCUUUUUUGGCCUUUUGUAAAUAAAUUACCUUUAACCAGAAUCUUAUAUUUUAUAGCCCUGGGAGCAAUUCCAUCCCCCUUUGACUGUUACCUCCUGAACCGUGGUCUGAAGACCUUGCAUCUAAGGAUGAAGCAGCAUUUCAAAAAUGCACUUGAAGCAGCAAGGUUUCUAGAAAAAGAUCCUCGUGUAGAGAAAGUAAUAUUUCCAGGUAUGUUAACGUCCACAAACCGGGCUAAAGAUAUGAAAACUUAAUUUCUACUAAACUCUUCCCUUAAAGAGCACUUCUAGCUCUGUAACUAUUAACUACAACUUAUUGUAGUGGUACAAAAAAAAUAUUUUUGGUUGCUGUCCCCGUUCUUUGUGUCACACCACUUUAGAACGGUUUGACAAAAACCUGGAUCUUUAGAUGGCCCAUGUAUUGUAGCAAUUUUGUUUUCUUCUAACUGAUUACUGAUGGCAAAUGACGGUCUCUGCUUCUCCCUCUCAGCCUCUGUCCUGCCGCUCUCUCUAUCAGCUUCCACUCUGCGUUGUGUUUUAAUUGCUAUAGUCAGGAAUCCUGAUACAAAGAAUCAGGGUAGAUACACGUCCUUGCCGUUGGAAUCACAGCAACUCUGCUCUUUUCCAGAUAGUUAUAUUUUGUUAAAAUAACACAGAAUAGAUGGUAGUACAAACCACCAGUAACAGCAGAGCAGGACAGGUCAAUGGCUGCCCUCCUCUGACCAGCUCUCUUUUCCAUGUACUGUUCCUCAUCUGACACUAAUGUUGCCCCUGGACAAUGUUUACCAAUGAUGACCUACUGAUGAGCAUACUGACCCUCUCAUGACAAUGCACACAACCUCUGCUGUUGCUCCUAUAUUGUAUAUGGGUUCAACCAGCUAGAUUAGUUUGAAUGACUGAAUUGGAUGUCCUAUAAUGGUCUGUAAUAAGACCGUACAGAUAAAACACACUAAACUCCUAGAUUAGUAUUGACUUGACUACAUAAUAUUCACAGCAUCUUCUUCUUCCAUUUACAUCCAUGUCCUAACACUAGAUGGCAUUCUUAUUCCAAAAUAGUAUAACACAGUGGUUCUUUAACCCCUUAAGGACCAAACUUCUGGAAUAAAAGGGAAUCAUGACAAGUCACACAUGUCAUGUGUCCUUAAGGCGUUAAAAGGACUAGUCACCGCAGUAUGUUUCACAACGCUGUAAUUUAGGCUUCAAUUGAAUAUUGUUGGAUAAACUUUUUAAAUGAUUUAUUAUGAAAAAUAUUAUAGUUUUGACAUUUUUAAUCUAUUGAUAUAUUGUUUAUAGAUGUUUUUUUUUUUUUUUAUAUAAGUUUUUUUUUUUAAAUUUAUUUUAAAAGCUUACCAAAAAACCUUACACCAUUUAGAAAAUGUAUCAAGCAAUGUUAAAUAAAGAUCAAAGUCAUUUUAAAGAGACAGAACAGUUUAAAAAAAUGUUUUAAAUAAAUAUAUAUAAUAUAUAUUAUAGUAGAUGCAAGACACUGUAAAGGCAUAGCUUGGCAUACUAUGUAAAUCAUUGUGACACCCAUGAUACCUUGCAUUUACCGUGCCUGUCCCAACCAGUGGGUAUGUGUUUGUAGUUGUCUACAUAUGUUGCACUUUUUUACAGGUACACUACACAUUAAUCUAUGCACACUUUAUUUAAACCAGACUGUCCUAUGAAUUUUUUUGCCUUUCUUUAGGGCCAUUGUAUGUGUUGUGUGGUUGUUUAAUUAUGUUAUUUUCUCGUUUUUAUAAUCUUAAGUAGAUGUAUACCCAGUGAGGCAUCAUUUUGACAUUUGCUGUUUUCUCUUAUACAGGGCUCCCAACACAUCCUCAGUAUGAGCUGACCAGGCGCCAAUGCACCGGAGUACCAGGGAUGAUUACAUUUUACAUAAAGGGAGACCUUGAGCAUGCCAAGAUAUUCCUCAAGACCCUAAAGGUAUAACAUUCUCUUUACUCUGCCUCCUACCUAACUCUCUUAGUGACACCAAUAUGGCCUGUUUCAAAUAACCUCCCAUUUAUGGCAGCUCUGGAUAAAAUUCAUAAAUUCUACUUGGGGAAAUAUGACGUGACUUUAAACAGCUAUAAACCUGCCACUGCAUCAGAGUUUAGAGUCAGUAGGAUCUAUUCUCUAAAAGUCAAAAUGUGCAAGGCCUUUUAUUCAAGUAGUUUAAACAAACUAUAUUGUGAACAUGAUAAUAUUUUAAAUUGACUCUAGUAAAGAGAUUUGGAAGUAGGAGUGUUUUUAUUUCCCCUGUAGAGGUGACAGCCAGUUUGAAAACCUAUUUAAAAAUGUUUUUAAACAAAUGAGCAAUCAGAGCAAUUACAGUGCUCAUUUACAGUAUCAAGUGUUUUAUUGAAGCAAAAAUUAAAUAUUAUUAUUAAAAUUGAUAUAUAUGUAUAUACUCUAAACUAUAUCUCUCUAUAUAGGUUAAGAAUUUAUAUACAUAUACAAAUUGUAUGGAGUUGUAUAGUAAGUUGACCAAUUGUAAUAAGACAAUGUAGACAUAACCCUUUUAGAAUGUAACUAGAUCUAUAUUUACAAGCAUCAUCUCACGAAAAGUUUUAUCUUAAUUUUCACAGCUUUUUGUGUUGGCUGAAAGCCUUGGAGGAUACGAAAGUUUGGCUGAACACCCGUAAGUAAUUAUAUGCUCUAUAAAAGAAAGCCAGAGAGGUGGUUCUGUGGUUAGUGCUUAAAGGACCACUAUAGUGCCAGGAAAACAAACUCGUUUUCCUGGCUCUAUAGGGUCUUUAGGUCCCUCUCCUGCCAGGCUCUAGGGGGAGGAAGGGGUUAAAUACUUGCUUUUCUCCAGCGCCGGGCUCCCUUGGCGCUGGGGGACUCUCCUCCCUCUUCCAACGUCAUCUUCUGAAUGCGCAUGCGUGGCAAGAGCCGCGCGCAUUCAAUCAGUCCAUAGGAAAGCAUUCUCAAUGCUUUCCUAUGGACGGCAGCGUCUUCUCACUGUGAAAAUCACAGUGAGAAGAGCCUCUAGCGGCUGUCAAUGAGACAGCCACUAAAGGCUGGAUUAACCCAUAUGUAAACAGAGCAGUUUCUCUGAAACUGCUAUGUUUACAGCUGCAGGGUUAACCCUAGAGGGACCUUGCACCCAGACCACUUCAUUGAGCUGAAGUGGUCUAGGUGCCUAUAGUGGUCCUUUAAUGUCUCUCUAUCUGUCCAUACCUGAUUGUUACAGUUUUAGGACCUGUCAGGGUCUAGAGUUACGUAUCCUUUGAUAGCUUUGUGAAAAUCAAAACUUUGUGAAAAUCAAAACUUUGAAGUUCUUUUAGAAAGUUUUUUUUAUUUUUAUUAUAUUAACAUUUAUGUAUGUUGAGGGUUUUUGCUUGUGUUGUGGAUGGUUUGUGAGGCUGUGUGUGAGAGAAAAUAUGGAUAUAUAUAGCAGGCUGUGUAUAGUGUUGUGUGAGCUCAUUGUCAGGUUGUGUGUGUGUGUGUGUGUGUGUGUGUGUGUAGGUUGCUUGUUGUGUUAUGUAUGUGUUUGCCUGUCUGUGGUACCAUGCAUGUGUGUGACUAUUCAUAGUAUUUGUGUGUGUAUUCAUAGUAUUUGUGUGUGAGAUCUGAUGAAGCCGACUAUAUCGGUGAAACGCGUCAUCACGUUGUGACGUAAUCACGUCAUUAUGCUCAACGGCCGCAAGCCCUGCCUCCCGGAAGUGUAGACUGAGAGAGACUGCAUUUGGCACUCAGUGUCCUGUAAAAUGCCGGCGCAGGACUAGAGGAGCCUAAAAGCUCAUUACUACACGGAGGAAACAUUACAAGAAGGGACUUUACAGCCUGGAAAGCUGUUUUUAUUCUGUGAAUACCAAUAAAGAUUUCUACUGUCACCACAGCUUCCAGUUUGCAUAUGUUGCACAAGAUGCCAUCUAAGUUUAGAGCAGGCUAAAUUGCUCUACCCUUGUGAGUGUUUUUUUUCUCCAUAUUCUAUACAUUUAUUUAUCAAACAUACUGUCCUAUGAUUGUGUAUUUCCCCCUUUUUUUGAGAUUUAAAUUGGAAUACUGAUAUACAAGAUCAAAGGUAUAUUCCAAAGUGGGAAAUAAACUAAGUAUUUUUGUGUGGUUUCAAAUUUCACUAUUUUUUCAGAAUAUUUGCACACAUUUUUAAGUGGGAUUUUGCACGUAUGCACUUGAUCACUUUCUGUGUUAUAUAAUAUUACACACAUUAUUCUCACUUUAUUUCAAUAUUUGGUGGUCUUAAAGGCACAGCGCACUUUAUGUAUUUAUUUUUAUAUGGUCACAUGUGAUUGAGUUUGUUCACUGUAUAUAGUGCUGCUUAUUAUAUAUUUAUCAUUAAUUGAACCAGCGCCAUAACAUUACUUGUGUGUAUGUGGGCUGCCUAAUGUGUGAAGUAUGUUUUGUGUGUAAAUGUGAUUUGCGGAAUGUCUGUUCUCUUGCAUGUGUAUGUGGGCUGGCUAUUGUGUGGACUGCCUGAGGUUUUGUGUGCAUGUGUUUUUCUUGUAGUAUUUGUUUGCGUGGUGGGGCUCUCUGUGGUGACCUCAUCUGCCUAACUUUAGUCUGUAAACUGCUUGGCAAUCUGAAUCAUUGAGAAGUACCGGAUUGUGAUUGAGUCCCCCGUGGUGUCUGCACCUGCUGGGUCUGGACUAAAUGCUCCCUUGUGCUCUAGGCCCUGGGGAAUUCUGAGCCAUCUAGGGAGAUCAAAGGAUCAUCCCAUCUUUACCAGUGGUGUAUUUAGGAUUUGUGCUGCCCUAGGCAGGACGGUGCUUGGGCCCCCUCUCCUGCCCUCUAAUUUAAAUUUUCCCCACCCCUUCCUGUCAAGGCCGCACUUUGACUGACAGACACUCACUCACUGACAGACGCAUACACUCAUUGACUGACACACACUCUCAUAUGCACUGACAAUGACAUAUAUACACACACACACACUAUUACUUGGACACUCACUGAGAUGCAUACACAUUUAUUGACAGACACACACUCUCCUAUACACUGACAAACAUUGACAUAAACACACACUAUGACUUGGACACUCACUGACAGACUAACACACUCACUGAGAUGCAUACACAUUUAUUGACAGACACACUCUCCUAUACACUGACAAACAUUGACAUAAACACACACUAUGACUUGGACACUCACUGACAGAUGCACACACUGACUGACAGACGCACACUCUCAUAUACACUGACAAACAAUGACAGACACACUAUUACUUGGACACUCAUUGAUAGACGCACGCACUCACUGACUGACACACACAUUCACUCACAUAGACACAUACACACUUACAGACAUACACACACACACACACACACAUACACACACACAUUCACUUAUUCACUUACAGACAUAUACACAUUUCUCCCAACACUCACAAAUGAAUAAUUUCUUAAAUUUAAUUUUAAAUCCACCAAGCCUCCCUGGCAGAGCUGGAGUUGGAUUCCUUACCUGUCCUGUGUGGCUGCUGGUCUGGCAGGCAGGGGGGCUGACAGGUGGAGUUGGCGGCGAGGGAGCUUUAAUCUUCCUGCCCAGCUCCUUCGCGCGCCGCUUAGUGAUGCCGGGAGCCGGCUCCCGGCUUUGUUGAGCAGGAAGAGCUCAGGUGAGUAUGCUCUUUCGUGAGCUGCUGUCUGCCUCGGAAGGGCUCAAAGGUAGCCAGCCAGCUCUUGUGCCCCCCAGGAUACGAGGCAAGCAAGGGAUCUACCUGGGCGUUUGGGGGCGGCUUUGUGCCGCCCAAGGCAGAUGCCUUGUUUGCCUCGUGGAAGACACGUACCUGAUCUUGACCAUUUAAGUUGACAACCUUAUGUGCCAUGCAAACUCAUUUCAUAAACUAUGGAGUGCUUGAAAACUAGAUAAAGUUAAGGAAAUACAUCCUGGUUAAAUAGUUAAGAUGACGUUAGGUUAGCAUUCCACCACUGCUUUGAUGCUUCGAUCAGUGAGGAUCAGGGAGCAGUUCUGAGUCACCCUUUGAUGUGGAUCAGAAUAGGCAAAUGAUACAUUCCUUCAUGUACAAUACUUGCACAAGACACAUUUUUAUUGUCAGUUGAAGUUGUGCAAUCAUGUAUAUGUGCCAUUGUAUUCUACAUGACAGGUGUAUAGUCACCAUAUGGGCAGGGGGAGGGAUAUAUGACUUGAACCCAACCCACCCAAUAAGACACUGACACUCAGGGUUAUGGGUCAAAUUGUCAACAGCUUUAAUGGUGAUAAAGAUAACUAUAUAUAGAUAUAUAUAUCUAUCUAUCUAUCUAUAUCAUUACCUGCCACCCCCCAAUCUCGUAUCAUAUUUCCCAUAUUUAUAUCAAGGUAAUGACCCACCACAUAAUACAUUUCCAAUAUAUAACAAUCAUAUAACAUAACAUGUAACACACCAACAUUGAUCAAUGUCACCUGGUAGGGGUAUACCCAGAUACCCCUAAACCACAGAGGUUCUGAGCCACCAACGGACUGGAAUCCUACCAAAACAUGUACAAACAGUGUACCCUUUUAACCAGAACUGCUAUUCUGUUAUGUCCUUUUAAAGAGCUUGAGGGACUCUGCUGAUGUAAGUGGUUUCCCCAAUAAUUCCGUUAGAGAAUAUGCCAUAACAUCAAACUGACACAAUAGCAAAAGCAUGACCACUUAUUUUUUUAAAUUCAUUAUAUAGAUAUUAAUUUAACAAUAUGAAAAAUGUAAUACCCCUCAACCCCCCAUAAGGAUGAAGUGAAAACUGUCUUAUAGUCAUAACAAUGUUACCCCCCUCCUCCAUCACUGCUAUUAAAAUAUGUAAGCUGCAGUCAGAGUGGGUACAGGGUUUUAGACUUUUCUAUGCAAUGAUGUACAGUUGUUAUGGUGCUUAGUGCGACACUGUGAAAGAGAAUAAAUUGUUUCUUUUCCCCCUUUUAUGCAUUGUAUAUACAGAUGUAUAAGCCUAUUUGCAGAUAGCCAAACUUGAUUAAUGAAUCAACAGCUGUUAGUUUUAAGGGGAUCCUUGUUUGUUCCAUUUAAAUAUGGUUAUGGUUGUGGUUGUUUUUUGUUUUCUCCUGUAUUGUACUAGUCAGACGGCUACCAACUUAUAUUCAGAUCAAACCCUUUCCUUUUGUGAAAAUACUGUUUUGAUGGUUGCCUCCAGCGAUCCAUGACUAAAUCUAAAAAGCUGACCUUUGCUUUGCGUGGGUAUGUGUGAACCUAGUACACACAGUUAUUAAACCUCACGGAGUGCGGAGUUAUUCGUUUGUCCGCUAUUUCUGUUAAAAAAAUAAAUAAUAAAUAAAUAAAAAUAAUCUUUCCAUCUGACCUGUGUUUUCUACUCCUGCACAGAGCAAUUAUGACUCACGCUUCUGUACCAGAGGAUAUGAGAGCCACCUUAAACAUUAGCGACACUCUGAUCCGCCUCUCGAUAGGGUUGGAAGACAUUGAAGAUAUUAUUGAUGAUCUAGACCAGGCUCUGAGGGCCGCGGUAAGUAACUCUGAGGUUCGCGUCAGCUUUGCCAUUAAACUGAAAACUGAUCUGCAAUUAUUUUUAGACACCCAUUACGAUUUGUGUUUUUCUAUUCUAGAACAGGUUUUAUCAAAUAUAUAUAUAUAUAUAUAUAUUUAUUUAUCUUUUCUCCUAUUAAUCUUGGAGUGCAGUAUUUUCUGCUGUGGGCCUUGGUCCCUGUGACUUAUUAGUUCUGUGUUAAGGGGUUUAUUGUCACUGAAUUAAGAACUGAGAAAGGGGAUUGUACAAAACCUUAGCUAAGUAUGUGAGCUGGAAAAAUACUCAAGUUAAAGAUUAUAGGAAAUGUACUUUAGGCUUUCAAAAUAUCGGCACAACAAAUUAUCACCUACUAACUGCCAGCAGCCUUUCCCCUCAUAUUUAAAGCAUCACUGUCAUGCCAAACUUACCUUUCCCCAAUCGCUUUCUCUCCCUCUCUCAGGAUCUGUUCUUCUUUUCUUCCUAUCUGAUCUAGUUUUCUUUAAAACAUAAGUAAUGACUACUUUGUCCUUUUUUUUUGUUUUGUUUUGUUUUUCUACCCUUUACCAACUUUUACCUACUUCCUGUGGGUGAAAGACAUUUUCCCACAAUACUCACCCUUUCCUCCGUGAUCUCGCAAUGCUUCCUUUCAGUAUUUCUGAAUGUCCUGUCAUAUAGACUUCGAAUUAGACAUAUAGAAUUUCGUCUGAACAGAAUGAGCAUAGUUUGUUCAUUCGUGUUAGGACGACAUUCGUUACUUUUUUAGUUCGGUAUGAAAUUUCAUUCAAAUGAAUGAACGAAUAGGAGAAAUUCAUGUACGAAUUUCUGACAAUAGCGAAUGCCCAAGUGUUUAACUGGGUAUGCGUGGGUAUUUCAGAGCGCUAUCUAGUGUGGGCAGAUGACGUGUCCCACAUGGCCUUCAUCUUCCCUCACAAAGAUGCCGGAGCCUCGGUCCGGGCACAAAAUAAAGUUGGGGGAAAAAAGUAAUAUGGGGAGGGGGGUCUAGGGGCAUUUGGGGGUCGCUAUGGGGGCAAUUAGAUGUAGUGGAGUCAGGAGGGGGGUUAAAACGGAUGCGGCCAUGACGUGCCGUUUUUAAUACAUUUUUCUCUUGAUUCCUUGGGGAAAGUAUACAAAAGUGGUAUAGUCGUCAUAGAAACCAAUAGAAUGUUCGUGAUGAUGGUUGCUUGAAAUUUAGUACUUUCCCCAGAAUUCUCCAUAUGUAUCCCCUGUUGUGUCACUUUAGCUAGAUCCAGGUCACUAAUCUUGGCUCAGGGCUAGGCAGAACCAGAAUCAUGUUAAAUUGCAAUCCAUAUAAAUAUGUCUUGGAGAAUAUCAGAGCAUCUAACUUUGAGCCUUUAAUACAAGCCCCAGUGUUUUGAUGGCAUUAUUAAAUUUGUAACUUUGUUCUCUAAAACUUUUUGUAAGAGAUGAACUUAUUUAAUAUGGUUUAUCUUUGCAGCAUCCAGAUAUUACAAAUCGCAACUAAAUAUCCAGGAUUUGAUGGCAUCAAUGAAGAAUUUCUGUUAAAUGCAAAGCAAUGAAUCAUGCAUUAAUCAAUCAAUGGGUUGCAAUUUUGUACAUUUCCCAAAAGCAGACUAUUUACAACCCACUCCAUCUUUCUCCAGAAAUCAAUGACAGAAAUUAAUUUCCUGUUAUUGCAUGGGUAGUUUUGGUAGUUCAGCGGUUAUUCACUGUAAUUGGGAGGGUUGGACGUUAUUCGGUAUGAAUAAGUCCUUAAAGGAUCACUAUAGGCACCCAGACCACUUCAGCUUAAUUAAGUGGUCUGGGUGCCAGGUCCAGAUAGGAUUAACCCAUUUUUUAACUGCUAUGUUUAUUCUGAGGGUUAAUCCAGCCUCUAAAGCCUCUAGUGGCUGUCUCAUUGACAGCCGCUAGAGGCGCUUGCUUGCUUCUCACUGUGAAAAUCACAGUGAGAAGAUGCCAGCGUCCAUAGGAAAGCAUUAUGAAUGCUUUCCAAUGAGACUGGCUGAAUGUGUGCGCGGCUCCUGCCGCGCAUGCGCAUUCAGCCGAUGACGUCGCUAGGAGGAAGAGGAGGAGGAGGAGGAGGAGGAGGAGGAAAGCUCCCCACCCGGCGCUGGAGAAAGGUAAGUGUUUAACCCCUUCCUCUCCCCAGAGCCCGGCGGGAGGGGGACCCUGAGGGUGGGGGCACCCUCAGGGCACUAUAGUGCCAGGAAAACGAGUAUGUUUUCCUGGCACUAUAGUGGUCCUUUAAGGCAUCAACACAAGGUUUAGGUUAAAUUUUGGCACACAAAUAUCCACUGUAUAUCUCUGUCAUUAUUAUUUGACAUGACAUGUACCCCCUUUGCCCCCUUUUUUUUUUUUUUUUAAACUAUGAGGUCAAGUUUAAUCAUCAAUGACCAAUAGGGAGGAUAUUUGCCCUUACAGUCUACAGAAUAUCGAACACAGUAAAGGUUCAGACAGAUGUCUGUUUGUUCUCUUCCCUACAAAAUUAGUUUAUUUUUUUAUUUUUUUCUAUACAAUGGAAAAUGCAUAUGAUGCAAUGAUUUAUACAUAUUCCUCUGCUCCAUUACCUGAAUGAUUGCGUCCCCACAUUAAAAUUAAAAAGUGCUGCAGAAUAUCUUGGUGCUAUUCAAAUGCCAAAAUAUAAUUGUUAUCAAGGAUAUUUGUGAACAGUUCUUGGCUUCAGUUCAUUGAGACUUGACAGAGGAACCACCGACUGCAGUAUUCCCCCUCUGUGAUCGCUACUAACAUCAGAAACAAAUUAUUUGGCCACUAAACGUAUACUUCAUGUCCAGUUUUGAAUUGUUUUUGUCCUAGUGCUUUUUACUGCGCAUGUUUUAGCUGGUAAUUUAAAUGUUGAAGAUAUCAUGGAAGGUUCACUGUAAUAUUUCAGGGGAGGUAUGCCAGGUUCAUAGAAAUCGUAGUACAGCGCACAGAACCUAAUGCUUGUUUUCUCAACCAGUGGUAUGCCUACCCUAGUGGGUACGCCAAGAAGUGACUGGCGGGGGGAGAAUGGAGGCAGCAAGGGUGCUGUACUCUUCAUUCUUUUAGCACCCAGUAGUGAUGCCAGGAGCUCUGUUAUAACGUCACUCAGGCGUUGACAUCACUAAUCCGCACGCGAGGGUGCAGCGCUUGAAGAGCACAGAGAUUACACAAGACCCACACAGGACCCCAGGGAAAGCAUCCAUUCCAGCUCUCUCAAAGGUAGAAAGGCUGGGUGGACUUUUAUAGUAAUAAAAAUAUUAAUAAUAAUAAAAAAAAAAAUGUUUGUGUCAAAUCAGUGUGUGUAUGUCAGUGUCUACUGUGUGUAACUAUUAGGUGUGUAUUUUCAGUUUCUGAGUUUUAUACUUCAUACUAACAGUUCAUACACUCCUCCUUACAUACACAAUAUUCACAUUAUGUCCUAAUUCUCUUAAAAAUAUACUUUACUACCUUUUUAAUCAGGCUUGUUCUCCAUCAUGGGAUUAACUUAAAGGAACACCAUAGUCACCUAAAUUACUUUAGCUAAAAAAGUAGUUUUAGUGUAUAGAUCAUUCCCCUGCAAUUUCACUGCUCAAUUCACUGUCAUUUAGGAGUUAAAUCACUUUGUUUCUGUUUAUGCAGCCCUAGCCACACCUCCCCUGGCUAUGACUGACAGAGCCUGCAUGAAAAAAAAACAAAACAAACUGGUUUCACUUUCAAACAGAUGUAAUUUACCUUAAAUAAUUAUAUCUCAAUCUCUAAAUUGAACUUUAAUCACAUACAGGAGGCUCUUGCAGGGUCUAGCAAGCUAUUAACAUAGCAGGGGAUAAGAAAAUCUUAAUUAAACAGAACUUGCAAUAAAGAAAACCUAAAUAGGGCUCUCUUUACAGGAAGUGUUUAUGGAAGGCUGUGUAAGUCACAUGCAGGGAGGUGUGACUAGGGUUACAUAGUUACAUAGCUGAAAAGAGACUUGCGUCCAUCAAGUUCAGCCUACCUCACAUUUGUUUUUUGCUGUUGAUCCAAAAGAAGGCAAAAAAAACCCAGUUUGAAGCACAAUUUUGUAACAAGCUAGGAAAAAAAUUCCUUCUUGACCCCAGAAUGGCAGUCAGAUUUAUCCUUGGAUCAAGCAGUUAUUACCCUACAUUGAAAGAUUAUAUCCUUGAAUAUUCUGUUCUUGCAAGUAUGCACCUAGUAGCCGUUUGAACAUCUGUAUGGACUCUGAUAAAACCACUUCUUCAGGCAGAGAAUUCCACAUCCUGAUUGUUCUUACAGUAAAAAAAACCUUUCCUUUGCCUUAGACGAAAUCUUCUUUCUUCCAGUCUAAACGCAUGGCCUCGUGUCCUAUGUAAAGUCCGGUUUGUGAAUAGAUUUCCACAUAAUGGUUUGUAUUGGCCCCGAAUAUAUUUGUAUAAUGUUAUCAUAUCCCCUCUCAGGCGACGUUUUUCUAAACUAAAUAGGUUUAAAUUUGUUAACCUUUCUUCAUAGCCGAUAUGUUCCAUUCCUUUUAUUAAUUUUGUAGCCCGCCUCUGCACUUUUUCUAGUGCCAUAAUAUCCUUCUUUAGAACAGGUGCCCAAAAUUGCACAGCAUAUUCAAUAUGGGGUCUUACCAGUGAUUUAUAAAGAAGCAAAAUUAUAUUCUUGUCCCGAGAAUGAAUGCCCUUUUUCAUGCAUGACAAUACCUUACUGGCCUUGGCCACUACUGAUUGACAUUGCACAUUGUUGCAUAGUUUGUUGUCUAUAACAAUUCCCAAGUCCUUUUCAUAUGUUGUUAUCCCUAAUUCGCUUCCAUUAAGGGUAUACGUUGCUUGUGUAUUCUUUACGCCGAAGUGCAUAAAUUUGCAUUUUUCAACAUUAAAUUUAAUCUGCCAUUUGAGUGCCCAGUCCCCCAGUCUAUCUAAAUCCCUCUGCAGCAAAGUAAUAUCUUGCUCACAUUGUAUUGUUUUACAAAGUUUGGUGUCAUCUGCAAACACUGAAACAUGACUUUCAAUGCGGUCUUCAAGAUCAUUUAUAAACAUGUUAAAUAGAAGGGGGCCCAGAACAGACCCCUGAGGGACACCACUUGCCACCUCUGUCCAGCUUGAAAAUUUACCAUUAAUGACAACUCUUUGUACUCUGUUUUAAGCCAAUGUUCUACCCAAGAACAAGCAUUUUCAUCUAGACCGAUUUCCUUGAGUUUGAACACUAAUCUAUUGUGUGGAACUGUAUCAAAUGCCUUGGCAAAAUCCAAAUAGAUCACAUCCACGGCAACACCCUGAUCUAUACUUCUACUUACUUCUUCGUAGAACGCAAUCAAGUUGGUUUGACAUGACCUGUGCUUCAUAAAACCAUGCUGAUUUUUGCUGAUAACCAUGUUCUUCUCAAGGAAUUCUUGAAUAUUAUCCCUUAAUAACCUUUCAAAUAUUUUACCAGCCACAGAAGUUAAGCUCACAGGUCUAUAAUUUCCAGGCAAGGAUUUUGAACCCUUUUUGAAUAUAGGAACCACAUCUGCCUUCCUCCAAUCCUCCGGAACACUUCCUGAAAGAAAAGAAUCUUGAAUGAUUAAAAACAGAGGUUCACUUAUUUCUGCACUUAGUUCCUUAAGUACACAUGGAUGGAUACCGUCAGGCCCUGGAGCUUUGUUUAUAUUAACUUUCUUUAGUUGCUGCAGCACCUUGUCUUGAGUUAACCAAUUACAAUUAUUCUGCAAGUUUUUAGUAGCAAUCAUUUGCACAUCUAUUGCCAUGGGUUCUUCCUUAAUAUAUACGGAGUAGAAAUAGUUAUUUAAAAUUCCUGCCUUUUCCUGGUCUUCAUUAAUUAACACCCCCGUUUCAGUUUUUAGUGUACCUACACUUUCAUUUUUUUUUUAGAAUUUAUGUACUUACAAAAAUGCUUUAUGGUUCAUAAACAAAGGGAUUUAACUCCUAAAUGGCAGAGAAUUGAGCAGUGAGGCUGCAGGGGCAUGUUCUAUACACCAAAACUGCUUCAUUAAGCUAAAGUUGUUCAGGUGACUAUAGUGUCCCUUUAAAUAUCCGUGUCUCCACACUUCGUUUGGAAUUUACAUCAAUAGAAAUUACUGGGUACUUAGUUAUUUUAUUUAUUUUUUGACCUGUAGGAGUACUUCUCUGUAAAAGGUUGAGAAACACUGAUCUAGAGGACCAAAAUUUUAGAUUGUACUUUUUAAAGUGGUAAUACCGAAGCACAGAAUUUUUUUUUUCUUACAUGCGACUUGCAGUUUUAAGAUCUGAGUCACAGACUUCACUGUUGGAAAUGUAACAUGUGUAACUAACCCAUGUGCUUAAAGAAACACUCCAAGCACCAUAACCACUACAGACAGCUGUAGUGGUUAUAGUUCCAGGAUUAUCCUGGUGUCCCCGACUGUAAGAAGUCAAAACGUUUUUACAAUGCUGUUAUUAAACACUUUUGCUUUGUCUUCUCUGUCAUUUAAAAAUAUACAUUUUGAAAUGGAAAGCUAGUCUGCGAAUACUCAUAUUGAGUGAUAUCAAACGAUAGAGGUGACUGACAUAUGCUGACCUGUUUAGGCCAUAAUUUUCUAAAACAUCAAUACCAAAUCCCAACACUUUCUAGCAUGCUGGCAUGCUGGUGGAGGUCAACAGCGAAAGGAGACCUGCUACAUAUUUGGUGGAGAUGCUCUAGGGACCACCCUUUUUGGAAUUAAUGGUAUGGCGUUAUGUAAAAGCUCAGUGAUACACCGUUGGACUGGCCUAUGAUCCUGCAGAGAUGCUAUUACACCAUACCAAAAGACAUUUUGGGUGGAACCAAAAAAAAAAAUCUAUUUUGCUUAGAUUGUUAAAUGCAGCUUAAUCAUAUAAUUACUCAGGCUGGAAAGACAGACUCUGUCCCUUCUCUAGCUGCUUUGGUCUGGGCAGUGGACAAGGUAAGGGUAAUAAAGAGUUUGCGAUCCCUCAAGAUUCUAACAGAAGUAGAUAGUUUCACUGGCUGGAGUUCCUCUUAUCGGGGGUCCAUUACAUUCAACACAAUAUACUGGAAACUUGUAACAAAGCACAAUAAGGUAGGUGCACUAACACCAAAUGCUGUCACUGGAUGAUAGAUAGUAUCCAAGGGUUCAUACGGCAAGACCUUGAGUAUUUAUUGGCUUUUCUGCUGAUGUCCCCUACCUCAGGCAGUGGGUGGUAAGGCACUCCAUUGCUGUUCCUCUUUCCUACUCUCUUCUUGUUUUAUUUCAUUCUUUCUCACAGUUUACAUAUAUUCUCGGACAAAAAAGGUUUUUAUUAUUUUGCAAAAACAUGAAAGUAAAGAGGGAGCAAUAGCCCAUGACAAUUAUGGGAGUUUUUGAUUGGGUUUCUUUUGACACCCUCAAGGAACACUCCAAAUAAUUAAUAAAUCAAUAAUAUAGUGGUGGUAGGAUUCCAGCACGUUUAGUGGACUGUUAAAGGCAGCUCAAACAACCCAAACCAAAGUCUCUCUAUUCUGGUUCAACAGAAGUUGAAUGUGAUAACAUGAGGGAGUCGAUCAGGGGUCCUCAAACUGUGGCCCUCCAGGUGUUGCUGAACUACAACUCCCAUGAUUCUCUGGCUAUCUAUGUAAUUCAAAGAAUCAUGGGAGUUGUAGUUCAGCAACAUCUGGAGGGCCACAGUUUGAGGACCCCUGGAGUAGAUCCUUAAGGAGUUCUCAGGUGUUGAUAAAUAUGUAACAAACAGUACAACGGCUAAAGUGAAGUAUGUCUGAUGUAAAUAUGUAGAAUAAAAGAAGAAAUAAACUUACAGUGUAUUGUUAUCUUUUUUUUCACCCACUUAUCCACCCCCUCCGCAUGCCAUGCAUGUACUGACAAUUUAUAAUCUGUAGUCUAUAUUGUGUGAUGGUGACUAUUGGCAUAAGUUUGCUAUACUUUACUAAGAAUAUAUUGCAUCUGCGUAUGUUCGAAUAACUGAUUUCAUUCAUGAAUAUUUGCUGACUUCUGUACUGAUCCUAUAUUGUUUGUUUGUUUUUUACAGUAAAACACUAUUGACAAUAAAUAUAUACAUUUAAAAAUAGAGGAGGAAUAAUAGAAAUAGAAGUCAAUAAUAUGCAACCUAAUAUAUAAUAUUUGUAAUAGUUUGCCUUGUAUUAUAAAGCAUUACAGAAUAUGUUGAUCUCUAUAAAUGCCAAUAAUAAUAGUAAUAAUAAUAAUAAAAAUACUCCAACUUGUGAACAUUAGGAGUUUCAACAAAAUGGUUCAAUUGUCAGCGUUGUACUGUAGAUUGCUGGGAGAGAGGGCCAGAAAGGAAUAUGUUUAUGGAGAUAUAAGAUAUCUUUUAAAAAGACAAAUAAGUUUAACAAACAUAGCUAAUGCACAUUGCACCAAUUGUGUGGGUACAUUGAGUGUCUCUUUGCUUGUUAGCCUUAACUAUAUCGGCUGGAAGACCAUUUCAUGUAUUUACCUCUGCUACUCCGAUGUUCUUAUAUCGCUCAUCUGUCCUUCACCACGAAACUUAAAACCAUGCUUUUUCUGCAAGAAAUGGAAUGUAGUUGUGUUACAUUUGAUAAAUGAAUACUCUUUCCUUGUAGGAAGGCAGGGAAUAGGAGUACAGUACAUGGCUUCUUCUCAUGUUGAAAAAGCAGCCUGUAACGCCAUCUAUCAGAGCCGCCAUCAAGGGAUUACAGGGGAUGGACUACUAGGGUAUCCAGUCCCCAUAGGGCAGGCAUAGGCAACCUUUGACACUCCAGAUGUUUUGGACUACACCUCCCAUGAUGCUUUGCCAGCAUUAUGGGUGUAAGAGCAUUAUGGGGGAUGUAGUCCACAACAUCUGGAGUGCUGAAGGUUGCCUAUCCUGGCCAUAGGGCAAUUAUCUUAAUAUAUAUCUAUCUAUACAGCCGUGGGAAGGAAGCUAUUGCAUGCAUUCGCUUCUAGAAAGGGAGUACGGAAGCUUUCUAUCUCCACCUCCGCUGGGUCUUCCUUCUCUAUGAUGAGCCCCUGCUGUUGGAGCUUUGCCAGGGGUUAUCGUGUUCUGAAACCUUAAAAAAAAAAAAAUCACUAUAGGGUGGGCUAAAGGGUGCAUAAACUUUAACUCAUGGCCAUUUUCAGUUUUAUUUUUUCUAUCAGUGAAAUUCAGUAAAUAUUAACUCUGCUUUAUAAAUUGCAGAAUUGUGUUGAGUUUUCAUUUGUUCUGCAGAGGUCGUGUUAACUUCUUUUCACUUAGAAAAUAAAAGAAAUAUGUAAUCUGGUCAGCUGUGUCAAACUUUCCCAAAUAUUUGUAUUCAUAAUGAGGCAAAGGGAUCAUUUGAGGGAAUUAGAACCUUUUUUUAUGCUGACAAUACCAUACUGGCCUUAGCAGCUGCUGACAUUGCACGCUGCUGUUUAUUCUGUUGCCUAUAACGAUUCCCAAGUCCUUAUCGUGUUUCUAACUCAGUACCAUUUGGGGUGUGAAUUGUUUGUGUGUUGAUUGUCCCAAAACGCAAAAACAUUGCAUUCAUCAAGAUUAAAUGCCAUCUGCCACUGUAGUGCCAAAACCUGUACUUGAAUUACAUUUCUCUUAAACAAAUCCCUUUUUAGAUCAAAGGGUUUAUUCACUAAAAAGCGAAUCGCAGUGAUAUUACGAGUGACAUUAAAAAUGUUACGUCAGACAAUCUCUAAAAUGAUUUAAACAGCCAAGUGAAAUAGACAACUUAAAAUUACAUUUCAUUAAUAAAUGACAGUUACGCAAAUUGUGAAAAAACUAGUACGUAAAAGCUAUAAAUAUAUAACUUAUUGUUGUUGUAAUUUAUUAAUAUAUAGAGUUGGUGGUGAGAGCACUCUAAUUAAUAUUGCACAUUACCCUUAUAUAUGCACACGUUGAAUACUGGUAAACAAUAUUUAGGCCAAUCCGUAAUUCACAAUUUGAUCAAUGGAAUAUGAGCCCUUUAAACCAAUCUUGUAAAAUUAACACAGGGAGAGCCACAACAUAGGGUAAUAACGUAGGGAUUGCUGUGUAACUUAACAUUUUCAAAGGUUACACUCACAUGGUCAUGAGCCAUUUAAUAAAAGCUGGCUCAGACUAGAAUCAAAUCAGGUGAAGGCACGUGGAUGUCAGGUUCCAAGCUGUCUUCCUUCUGUGCUCAUUCCAGUUGCUUGUUGCUUAAUAAUAUUCCAGGAUGCAGAAUAUCAUGCAAACAAUUUUAUUGACACACUAAAAGGUAGCUAAUAAAAAUAAGUAUAAUAAAAUAUAAACCUCUGUAAAGUCCAGUUGUGCUAUAGAUUGAACUUGACGCGUUUCGGCGAUGCCUUUAUCAAAAGUUCCUCCUUCACCUUUUCUUCUAACUGUUUAAAUAUCCCAGGUAUUGGCGCCUUUUACCGUUACGUCAUGACAUCAUGACGCUCACGCUCCCACUUCCGGCACCGUAAUUGAAUCAUUCUUUCCAGUGUUUACUUUGGCGGCUUCCAUCUCUGUUCUAUGACAUCAUGGCGCUAUCUCCGUCCAAGCAUCAUGACGUACAUUCUGAGGGGACGGAUCUCCCUGUAAUCGCAUAACAACUGCCCUUAAAAAAUAAUUGUACGGAAAAUAAAGAGUUUGUACAACAGGCAGAAAGGCUAAAAGAACAAUUUAGAGAAAAAGGGUAUAAGGACGCUCCCUUGGAAGAAGUUUUUAAUGAAAGAAAAAAUUGAUAGAAAACAACUUAUGCAGUAUAAGAAUAAAAAUCUAAAUCAAAAUGAAGGAGAAAAAGUACCACUCAUUUUUAAUUUUUGUACGAAUAACCAGGAUUUGAGAAAAAUUGGCAAUAGAAAUUGGCACAUCUUAAAAACGGAUGACAAACUAACAGAUUUUAUUGAAUACUGACCAAGAAUUAUAUUUAGGGGUGCGAAAAACCUAAAGCAAGUAUUAACUAAGAGCUUCUUAGAAAUUGAUAAGGAAAAUAAUUUUUUGAAACAACCGGGGGUUCUAUUAUUGUGGAGAAUGUAAAGGAUGUAAAAUGAGAAAAGAAAAACAUAAAAAGGUUUUAAAAUUUAUAUCGAAUACCACCAAAAAAGAGCAUGAAAUUAAUUAUUUUAUCUCCUGUAAUAGUAAGAAUGUUGUAUAUAUGUUAACAUGCCCUUGGGGGUGACAAUAUAUAGGAAGGACCUCACGUUGCCUCAAAAUUAGAAUCAGAGAGCAUAUUUAUAAUAUUAAUCGUAAUUUUGUUAAUCACAGUGUUUCUAAACAUUUUAUGGAAUGCCAUAAUAGUGAUCCAAAAAAUUUAGAAUUUGUGGGCAUAGAGAGAAUAAAAGUACAUUGGAGAGGAGGGGAUAAAGAAAAUUUACUUAAUAGAACCGAAAUGAAGUGGAUUUUCAACAUGGAUACCUUAAUACCACAAGGUCUAAAUGUUGAUUUCGAAAUUACCCCUUAUAUAUAAUUUUUAUCUCCAUUAGAAUUUUUAUUAUAUUUAUAUAUUUUUUUUCUCUCUAUAUAUUGAUUUUAUAAAGUCUUAAUUAUUAUAUAUAUUUUUUUAAUUAUAUUAAUAUAUUUUUUUAAAUCAUAUUUUUAGAAUCUGUACGUGUCUCUAUUAUGGACAAUUAGUCCAUUUUAAGGGUUGAUUUUAAACUCCAUUUCAUUUCAUUUUUUAAUUGGAUUAAACAGUCUUUUAUUUAAAAAAAAAAUAAAAAAAUUUAAUAUAUGUUUUUUCUCUCUUUUUUUCUCCAUUAAUGUUAACUUUCUUUUUAAGAUUAAUGAUGAAUAUACAGUUAAUAUGUAUUAAUUGUGUUAAGGGAUAGGGUUUGCCCAUUUUGGAUGUUUGAAGAGACAUAUUUUUUAAGGGCAGUUGUUAUGCGAUUAGAGGGAGAUCCGUCCCCUCAGAAUGUACGUCAUGAUGCUUGAAUGGAGAUAGCGCCAUGUCGUCAUAGAACAGAGACGGAAGCCACCAAAGUAAACACCAUAGAAGGAUGUAAUUACGGUGCCGGAAGUGUGAGCGUAGGCGUCAUGAUGUCAUGACGUAACGGUAAAAGGCGCCAAUACCUGGGAUAUUUAAACAGUUAGAAGAAAAGGUGAAGGAGGAACGUUUGAUAAAGGCAUCGCCGAAACGCGUCAAGUUCAAUCUAUAGCACAAGUGGACUUUACAGAGGUGUAUAUUUUAUUAUACUUAUUUUUAUUAGCUACCUUUUAGUGUGUCAAUAAAAUUGUUUGCAUGAUAUUCUGCAUCCUGGAAUAUUCUUAAGCAACAAACAACUUGAAUGACCACAGAAGGGCGACAGCUUGGAACCUGACAUCCACGUGCUUUCACCUGAUUUGCUUCUAGUCUGAGCCAGCUUUUAUUAAGUGGCUCAUGACCAUGUGAGUGUAACUUUUUAAAAUGUUAAGUUACACAGCAAUCCCUACGUUAUUACCCUAUGUUGUGGCUCUCCCUGUGUUAAUUUUACAGGAUUGGUUUAACGGGCACAUAUGCCAUUGAUCAAAUUGUGAAUUACGGAUUGGCCUAAAUAUUGUUUACCAGUAUUCAACGUGUGCAAUAAGGGUAAUGUGCAAUAUUAAUUAGAGUGUUCUCACCAUCUACUCUUAAUUGUUUUAUUCACUCUUUAUGUGAUAAAGUGACACAUUAUUGAUUGUAGCACCUUGUUUCUAACCUUUUAACCUUAUCUUUCUUUCACCCUUACUAUUUAUUAAUAUAUGCCUCACAUUAUACUGGAAUAUCUAAAUUCCAUUAGUAUAAACAUUAAAGCGCAAUAAACAGCCAGCAUUGAUUCAUUUCAGACUCUCGUCAAAUUACUAUGCAUUUCCACAAUUAUUCUUCUCCUUCCAUGGAAUUAGAAUACAUACUUUCUCCUAUUAUCGUAAUGCUGAGAAAAGUGCUUGCCGCUGGGCUACUGAAUGUAUAAGACAUUUACGUAACUAGAGGUUGUGAAUUAUGUAGAUAAAAUCAUUCAUACAUACUGGGCAUUCUGAUAAAAAUAUGUCGAUACUGCUAUAAAAUGCAUAAGACAUAGAAAGUAUUUUACACUUUUGUAUAUAUAAGAUUAAUGACUCAAUUUAUUCCUAUUCUGGUUAUUAAUGAUUUGAUGAUGAAUAGCUGGACAAAGGCAUUGUAAUAUUAGAGAGGGGAUUAAAAUGAAUUUCCAAAUUUUAGACCAACUCAGUAAUUCACAUGCUGCCAUGUUCUUUUUAGAGAGAAUAGUCUUUUUCCUGGUAACCAAUCCAAAUAAACCAUACAUGUUCAGUCUUUUUCUAAUUGCACUGUCAAGAACUUUAACAUUUACCUUGUUAACUGAGACCUGUAGAGUCUGAAAUGUAACUCUUGGAUUUUAUGCAAUUUCCCUGCGCAUUGCAUUGUCUGACCAUGGGGUGAAUUUGCUGGCACGUCCUAUCAUGGGAAGAUUGACAACUGUCUUGAAUGUUUUCCACUUUUGAAUACUCCCCCCUUCACUGUAGAAUGUUAGACUUUAAAUUGUUUGGAAAUGACCUUAUAACCCUUCCCAGGUUGAUGGGCAAUAACUAUUGCUUCUUUAAGACCAUUGCUGAUCACCUGAAUGCUCCUGACCAGCAAACUGCUAAAACCUUGGCUUUUAUGGAGGUAGUCAUAGAUGCUGAUGAUUAAUGAAUGAAUGACAUUUUAUUAGCUGCACCUGUCUGCUACAUAGCCUCUUAAUUCCUAUGGAAACAGUAAGGGUGUACUUAGUUUUUCCAUGACUUUUCCAUGUUGGCUUUAUUUUUGUUAGAUACAAUGGGUCGCUCCUCCCAAUCCCUAAUUAGACAGGAAUCUUAUUAAAACAAAAGGUAUUAGCCAGCUCUAUUCUAACCUCCAUCCCCCAAUCUUGUUUCCAGCAAUAUCCCAGGGCAGGACAUUUGUCACCAAGACCUAUCACCAAGAAAAGAAAAUUACGGUAAGACUUUCAAAUUAUGGAUUCAAAGUAACGACAUGUAACGAAAGCAAAGUGAUGACAUACACACAAAUCAUAAGGACAUUGUACCUUAGGACUUAGUAGCCUGGAAAUAGCUUGACUAUACAUCUGCUGAUGGCUUAUAUAGAGGCUUGAAGACCUUUCCUGGUCCAUUAAGAAAAAAACAAAAUAUCAGAAAAACGACAGAUUGCAGAUCUAUAGAAAUAGAUCCUAAGACAUCGAUCUAGGACAAGAGGAGAAAAUUUCCUUUCUGAGUCUUCAUUUUAACUAAUAAACUUUAGAGCUGGACUAAAUCCAGGAACAGAUUUGAGGAUUAUUCUAUUUUGUGAAACAGUAGAGGGUUCUAUGCAAAAUAGUGCUUGAAGAUCUGAUAUCCUUCUGCUCGAUGCUAAUGUCACCGGUAGGGCUAACCUAAUAUUAAGCAACUGUGGAAAGAUAGAGUCUCAUGGUUAACAGGAUAAAGAUUUCAGAGCUCUUAAAAUCCAGGGAAAGAUCCCACGGGGAGCAAUGAUUAGCUGAGGGAUCAUAUAAAUACAGCUGACAUAUAUUUACAUACCUCCAUAUCAAAAUCUUUAGGAAUCUAGAGAUCAGAGAGUGCUGAGACAUGUACCUCUGAGGUGAUGUAGCUAAGUCCGAGAUGAAUCCCGGAUUGAGGAACUCUAGAACCUCCUUGGUAGAGGUAAUUUGAAUGAUCACUUACUUAAAAAUAGACCAGGAAGAAAGGCAUCCCAACUUUGUAAAAGUAAAGGGUAGAAGGGGAUAUAUGUAUAUAUCACUAAAGGGGUAUCUUCGGGGACACACCUUUGCUUGAAGAAGAAUCUGCAGCUUCCCAAGGAAGAGAGGCUGAACUCACAUGAGGCAGAAGGUAACAACCUAAAGUUAAGCCAAAAAGAAAAAUUCUCUAGUCUUAGAAUGACUAAGUCUGUCCUAGGCAUCUCAACUUUGUAAAGGUAAUCACUAAUGUAUUGGGUUGAAAGGGUGCAUAAACUUUUACUCAUGGACAUUUUCUGUUUUAUUUUUUUCCGUCAGUGAAAUUCAGCAAAUAAUAACUCUGCUUUAUGAAUUGCAGAAUUGUGUUGAGUUUGUAUUUGUUCUGCAGAGGUCGUCUUAACCUUUUCACUUAGAAAAUAAACAAAAUAAGUAAAGUUGUCAGUGGUGCCCAAACUUUCAUAUAUAUUUUAUUCAUAAUGAGGCAAACUCUUCCCAAACUGUCCCAUAUAUUUGUACACAUAUUGAGGUAAAAUUACCAUUUAUUUAUAAUGAGGCAAAAUUAUAUUUACAGUGAAUUGAAAUCCUUUUUAUACCGUACUGACAGUAGCAACCGCUGACAUUGCAUGUUGCUGUUUAUUUUCUUGACUAUAACUAUUCCCAAGUCCUUCUCAUGUAUUGUUUCUAACUCAGUACCAUUUGGGGUAUAAAUUACUUGUGUUGUGAUUGUCCCAAAAUGCAAAACAUUGCAUUUAUCCAGAUUAAUUGCCAUCUGCCACGAUAGUGCCAAACCUGUACUUGAAUCAAAUUCCUCUAAAACAAAUCCCUUUUUAGAUUAAAGGGUUUAUUCACUAACUAGUGUUUGCGUUGCUAUGACAAGUGGCAUUAAAAAUGUUAUGUCAGACAAUCUCUAAAAUGAUUUAAACAGCCAAGCGAAAUAGACAACUUAAAAUUACAUUUCAUUAAUAAAUGACAGUUACACAAAUUGCGAAAAACUAGUAAGUAAAACUAUGAAGAUCAAUUAAUAUAAUCCUUUUUUAGCGAUUUAUUAAUAUAUGCCUCACUGGAAUAUAUUGGAAUAUCUAAAUUCCAUUAGUAUAAACAUUAAAUCGCAAUAAACAGCCAGCAUUGAUUAAUUUCAGACUCUGGUCAAAUUACUAUGCAUUUCAACAAUUAUUCUUCUCUUUCCAGAGAAUUAGAAUACAUUAACAAAAUAUCAGCACAAACUAUCGUAAUGCUGAGUAAAGUACUUGCCGCUAGGCUACUAAUGUAUAAAAGAUUUACAUAAUUAGAGGUUGGGAGGUAUGUACUGUAAAAUCGUUCAUACAUACUGGGCAAUGUGGGCAUUAUGCAAAAAAUAUGUUGAUACUGCUAUAAAAUGCAUAAGACAUAGAAGGUAUUUUACACUUUUGUAUAUUAAGAUUAAUUACUUACUUUAUUCCUUUUCUGGUUCUCAAUUAUUUGAAAAUGAAUAGCUGGACAAAGGCAUUGUAAUAUUAGUGAGGGGCUUACAAUGAAUUUCCAAAUUUUAGACCAACACAGUAAUUCACUAAGUCCAAAUAUCCACAGUCCAUAUAAUCAUCAAAAAUAAUCUAUGGGCAUUUGGUCGCAAAAAUCUAGACAUUGAAAACCAAAACGCUAUAUGCUAUGUUUAUUAAUCUUCUAAAAUGAAAUAUAAUCUUUGUUUAUAGACUUUUUCUUUUGGACAUUCUUUAUUUUUUCGUAGUGCAUUGAAAGUCAGACAAGCAUUAGUGGACAUUACUACAUGAGUAGAUAUGGCUAAAAAGAUAUAUAACAAAAAUACAAUACAUAGUAAGCACUUCUUUUGAAGAUUUAAACAAGUGAAGUGAACAAGGGAAAAUCAUAAUGAAAGUAACUAGUUAGGUCAUGCAUUAGGUACUGUGGUAACGCUUAAGCGAAGCUAACUGGUCAGCAGUAGUCAGUACACACGAGUAAGUAAUAGUUAUAAGCAAUCUCAGGGUAAAUCGGGCAUCAUGUGACACUGUGCGUUGAUUGUCUGGCUAAGCGUUAUAGUAGUGUUGUAACUGUGCUUAAUUAAUAGUGUAUGUGGUGCCCCACGCUAGGUAAACAAGAUAAAAUAACCACUGUGUCCCCACAUGUACCGACUGUAGAGAACUGUGCUAGGUAAGCUCUAAUAAUCAUAGGCGUUGGUAAACUGUGCAAAAGACAGCCAUUUCAAUGGUAAGACAGGAUCUUGUCGGCAGGAUGUCUCAAUGACAUGCAUCGUGUUGUCAGUCCCAGACCCAGGUAGUCACACUCAGCCCACGCCGAGACUUGGAAACAGGUAAGUGCAGUGUUGAGGUAUUGCUGAGCAAGGGCAUUGUGUGGUUACCUUCCAGCCCCAGGCCUUGUUAUGGGCCUGCAUUAUGACACCACGGACUCGGGGGCUUGUGACAGAGUCCAAGUCCUUCCUUGAGGAGAUGUGACAGAGUCUCCUGGGUGUUUGGCGCCGCUUGUGGCGAGGGGUUGCCUGCCUUCGUGGUUUAUGCAGCGGGUGAUUUCCCCGGGUGGCCCUCGGCAUCGGUGGCCAUGCUUGUGAGUGGCUUGUUGGAUGCUUGCCCACAAAGGGGUUACAUGAGCCCUUUGCCCAUCUCCUCUUCGUGCUUCCUCCUCACCUUGAGCCGGUGCCAUCCUGGUCCGUGCUUCCAAUUGUGCCCAGAAGCGGUUAAAAAGCUUGUCCAAGCUUUGCUCCAAGCUGACUUGUGGGCCUGGUGCAGCUGGUGAUAGUCGUUGCUCGGCUGAGGGAGGCCUGUCCUCCAUAUUGAAUUGGAGUGUGGUGGUCUUAACCCAUGCAGUGUCUGCCAUCUGUGAGUGACAGAAGUGAGUGGGGACGUGCAGUGGGGACUGGGAUAACCCCCACCGGUUCAAAGGGGGGGAGGGGGAUAACAAUACACUAGGUAAUCUGUUUGUAUUAGAGCCAGGAGAGUACCUGUCUCUCCUAGGCCUAUUCUCGUCUAGGCCACAAGCCUCUGGUGUGUGGUCAAGGGUUAAAGUGGCCCUUGCAGGGUAUCUCUGGGUUCAGUAACCUCCUCCGGGCAAUAAGGGAAUUAGGGAAGCUCCGGUCUGCAGGAACAAGUUGUCAGGCAGUGAACCCCGAUUUUCGACACCAGAUUCGUGAGCUCAUGUUGAGCACGUCUGAUCUGCUCAACAGUAAGGCUCCGCCCCCUUUUUUUUUUCCUUUUUAAAUUAAAUCACACACAAAUAUGUACUAUUGCGCAGUGAUAGAAAUCUAUAUUUAUGUCUCCCUGGUCAGCUACAUGAUGAAAAAAAUAAGAAUUUACCAAUGACUCUAUGUGUCCUAAAAAAAUAUUUAGGAAUAACUGCAGUACUAUACAUACACAGUUGUGAAUGAACGACGGCAGCUUCAGAACUUUACUUAUUUUCUACCAGUAGGUGGGGCAGGUGGGCUGGGUAUUGUAGCACCAACUUAAUCUAAAGCAAAGAAUCUCUUUCAUAUCCGGAGGAAAGAACAUAGUGUAGCAUUAAUACAUUUAUGUGCAUAUAUAUUUAAAUUUCUAACAGUAAAGCUUACAAUUUGUAAUUGCUUUCUUUAAGUACGAGUGACCAUUUUAUCACACAACAAGCCCCUAGCUCGGAAAGGUAUAGGCACCAAUACCCUCAAUGUUCGAUUACCGAUGUAACGUUUAUAGGUGUCAGGUCCCCUUUAAGACUAUAUCACGUUAACCUAUUGAAUGCCAGAUGCAAAGCUAGUUAGUUUGCUGGGGAAUGUUAAUUUAUUUCUCUUGGCCCAUUUAGUACAAACUGAGGUUUUGUAUUGGAUUAAUACAGGUAGAGAAACAAUGACUACCUUUACCUAUCUUACCUGUUUGAUUGUGCAUUGUUGCAAUUUUUAUUUAGUAUGCAGCAGGUGUGACACUGACUUUAGUAACUAGCCUGUUGGUGGCAGCUGCCCAUAUAGCAUUGAGCUGCAUUUUAAAGAGAUUUCCACGUGGCCCUUGACUUUUCUCUCCCAGUAAAGUGUUAAUUUUAAUUACACAAUUUCCGAAAUAGCGCUGUUUAAAGAGCCUUGAAUUUCUUCACUAGUUACCUUCCCUCCUCCAUUAGAUGAUCACCCAGUCUCCACUCCUUCAAAAAAUCGUUAAAAACCCACUUCUUCAUAAAAGCGUAUCAAUUAAACUGUUAAUAGCUCCUGACUGAUUCCUCUUUUGCAACUGUCACUAGUCUAAUACUAUCCUUACCUUUUGUGUCAUUUUACCCCACUCCCUCUAGCAUUUAAGCUCAUUGAGCAGGGCCCUCAACCCCUCUGUUCCUGUGUGUCCAACUUGUCUGGUUACAACUACAUGUCUGUUCGUCCACCCAUUGUAAAGCCCUGCGGAAUUUGAUGGCACUAUAUAUAUAACAUAAUAAUAAUAAUAAUAAUAAUAAUAUUUAUAUACUCUUUAUUUUUUAGGAUGGAAGUGUAUUUUGUUUUGUCACUUCUCGAUGCAUUCAAUUCAAUAUGGUGAUAAUUGACCCAAUAUUUUUAUGCUACAAUAGUACUUAAAGGAUAAUAGAUCAGGGGAUUCAAUAGUUUUGUGAUAAUAGUCAUAUACACACUAUUAAUAUUGAAACCACUGACUAGAGUGCAGUUACUUGUAAUUUUUUAAUAUGUGAGCGUAGAUUUCUACUUAAAGGGCCAGUAACACACACAUAAAAAAACAAAUUAAAAAAACACUUUUAUAUCAAACAAAUAUGGUGUUCUAUAUUUUACUAGUGCCAAGGCUCUGAAUUUUAGAGAAAGCAGGCGGUUUUAGCUAGUGUGUGAAACAGAUACAAAUUAACUGACAUGUCAGAAAUAGGAAUUAUAUUCUGAUUGGCUUACUCUUGUUUCUAACCAGUAAGAAUGUAGCUAGAUAGCACAUCAUGGUCAGUAACAAGAAAACACACAGAUGAAACAUAAAAAAAAUAGCUGACAUAUAAAAACAGGUUUCCGGGAGAAAUAACAGUAUUAAGAAAGUUACUUUUCAAAUAUACAAUUUUAGAAAUGCAUUUGUAUUUUUCAAAUAAGCUCUUCCAUAUACGUUAUUGUACCAAUGUCUCAAUAAAACAGAUUUAUUGUGUUUCUAGUGGAAACGUGAAGUCUCUCUUCCUGCCAAUGUCAUACUAUAAUUCAAAAAACAGCUUGUAAAUUAGAGGCUUGCUCAGCCGCUGAAGAGACAAAUUAAUAAUAAAUACAUAAAAGGGAAAGAAGGCACAUUCAAAUGGUUACUUACAGAACUGUGAAUUUUAUUACAAGACAUGUCGUUUAUAUUUCUUUUUAUAUACCUUCCCCCGGGAACAUGGAAAAACCCUUAUAUUUGGUAAUUUUACAAAAUUUUGCUGAAGAAGGGUGGGAAUCUCUAAUGGGAGUAGUGUGGUGAAGGUUACCUCUUUAAAUCGAGGAGAAAGGAUAGUCUAUCCGGACGCAAAAAUAGAACCCUAUGUAAAUCGGGGAAGUGUGGCUGGUUUUUGAGUCCCUGGGACUUGGGAAUCCUAAGUAUCGGUAUUUUUCCUUUAGGAGAGUCGUUGGUCAUUCAGUUGGUAAAUAAUAGAUGAUCUCUUGAAGAUAGUCUGGGGGGGAGGGAGAGGGGGAGGAGGUGGAGUGGAGUAAGAGAGCGGUCUCUGGAACUCUUUAUGUGGUACUGCUGUUUUGGCAUGAGUGCAUUGAAAAUUGGGAUAUGUCUGGAGGGUGCAACUUGCUAUAUUUACUUUUACUAUGGGGUGUUUAGAUUAUUACGUAGAUUGUUAGCAUUUAUAUAAACAGAGGUAUUAUUCAGAGUGUUGCAAAGUGUUGCAUACCUGUGUGCAGUACCAUAAGUAGUUAUGUAUUUGUAUGUCUUGUAUGUCUUGUCCUGUGACUUUAAAAGGGUGAAUUUGGUAUGCAGGUUAAUAUAGUUCAUCAGAGCCGAUUAUCUAACAGAAGGUUUUUUUUUAUAUUAACAUAUAAAUGUUAAUGUGUAUCCAUUUAACUCCGUGGUUGGCCACGCUCCCCCUUAUUGGCCCAUUUUUGUGCCCUUUUGGCUUCUCUGAUUUGUUCUCCCAAAUCUUUUUUUUCCUUAAUGUAAUUGAGACAAGCCAAACCACCAUAUGGCCAAAAUUAGUGCACCUCGAAAAAAACAUUUCAGGACAUAGUGGUUUAUCAGCAUAAGUCUAGUAAUUACUGUGUAUUAUGUGUACCUACUGGUAAAUGUUUAAUUCUGUUGGUGUUUUGGGAAUCUAAAUAAAACAUAUUUGAGAAUUCCAUGCCAACAUUCUUGACCAUCUUUAUUAUACGUUUGUACUAAGAGUUGUAUGCUACAAAAAUCGUAAUUCUGAUUCCAUGUCAUUUUGUUUCUGUAAAUGUAUGAAGUAUAUCAAGACACGGGAUACUGUUUAAUAUUUUAUUAUUUUUUGUCAGGCAUUGCAAAGGAUGAGCAAUUUUUUUCUUCGAAAUCCUCCAAAAUGUACGUACUAGCUAUAUAUCUCGUAUUUCAAAUGAAUGUAUUUUUUUUUUUAAAUAAAAUAAUGCAGUAGUGAAUGACUUGAGUCAAAUCAAUUAAAACAAAAUAACUUUAUCGAUCAACAAACAGAUCUAAUGGACCCUGUGGAAUCAAG
Molecule: messenger RNA, 34274 nt
Organism: Pelobates cultripes (western spadefoot toad)
Lineage: Eukaryota; Metazoa; Chordata; Amphibia; Anura; Pelobatidae
Source: the annotation of a GenBank genome assembly